Molecule: messenger RNA, 2700 nt
Organism: Fomitiporia mediterranea MF3/22
Lineage: Eukaryota; Fungi; Basidiomycota; Agaricomycetes; Hymenochaetales; Hymenochaetaceae
Exons: 12
Coding region: 1-2700 (899 amino acids)
Biological process (GO): regulation of transcription by RNA polymerase II
Cellular component (GO): mediator complex
Molecular function (GO): transcription coregulator activity
Source: RefSeq, a predicted model, not a curated record
AUGCAUACUCCAGACCUGCUGACCCUGCCUGUCUUCGUGUUCACAUUUCUUGAAGCCGCAAAAUCACCCAAUUUGCACGAUACUUCUACUCUCGACAUGCUCUGUCGGUUAAUCCAAGACGAGCACUUUGCAUUAAGCUUGCCACCGGAGCAGUCAUUACUCAACGCGCAGACUUAUUCAAUGCCGAGAGUACUCGAAAUGGUUCAUGGCGCCUUGAAUUUAGUCCGUGUCUCGUACACCUCGCUUUCGCGUUCACCGUUCCACGAUCUAAUUUCCUCUGCAUCACAACUUCUUAUGCUCUUGCUUUCAUGCGUCAAUGACAUGACCUCUAUAAGUGCUGGGCAGGCUAUGAUGCAUUAUGCAGAAGUGUUGGAAAUAUUACAAUUGCAGGAUCUUCAUGGAGAUCUGAAAGCAGUCCUAGAACCGUUUGCAUUGUCACUCAACAUGAUAAUGGUGGAUGAUUCAAAAAUGGCCCAAGAGGCGCAACUGAUGCAGUCUCUUCAACUAUCGAUAUCCAAGGGCGAUAUCCUUGGGCCAAACUCGGAGUCGGAUAUUGCAUCGUGCAGCUUAUUGUUGCGACAUCUGGUCGUGAAUCGCACUACAACAUUUGGAUCUGGUUCACCUGCUGCAGUUGCAAUACUAGUUACUGCAUUCAGGUGGACAACAUGGUCCCCGAGAAUAUUCUAUACGCAGCUUUUUCUUGCGGCUAUAUCGAUUCUUUCCCAAAGUAACUCGCACAAGACUAAUGCCCUUAUUUGGCGCUCCUUCAUCAUUACAAGGUUAACGCGUAUUCUGUCUGACUUUGAGCAAGUCCUGACGGCCGACUCAGUAGGAGAAUCGGAAUGGCGAGGAGCAAUCCAAGCUGCAUUUUUGUCGAUUCAGAGUCGCAUAGAUUUAUUGAGUCAAUGCGAUACGAGCGCUACCUCGCGAGACGUGGAUGACAUGAACGUUGACCCUCCCGAUAGCAUGCGUAGCUCAUCAGUUGGCUCAUCGACGUUCUUCACGUCGUUAAUUCAAUAUUGCGCACUUCGGACGAGUCUUUUUGACAAUAGUACUCGAAUGAUGUUUAAGUCGACAAUCGAGCCCACCUUGAAUACGUUAUUAUCUAACGAGUGUCAAGAGACUGGGUCUACAUUAGAUGCGUACAUCGAAUCACGUCUUAUUUCCGACGGGAACAAGGAAGAAACGCUACUCCCUUUCCUUCGGAGAUGCGUUGACGAUAUCCUAAAUCAUCCGCAGAUAGCCAAGGCUGUAAUUAAGAGAGUCGAAACAUUGUGCCAGCAAGUCGACGUCGAAGGUCUCGGUGUACUCUGCAAGACUUUCAAUUCCCUUGACGUGGCAAUGGACAUAUUUUCUUUGCAUGUCAGAAUUGAUGAUAUUCUUGCUCCCAUCCUUGCAUUUAUAGACGACUUUGACUGCGAAUCAGUAGGCGACCCGCAGACUGGGCUUGAGUACCUCGGAAACGUGAUUCUGUUCUUGCAAGCAACGCUUGUGAAAUACCAGUUGUCAUCACACAUAUUUACGCUCGGCGAUCGCGUUCUCGCAACGGAUUAUCUGCUUUCCACGUCCACCGUUUUCCGUAUGUCAUCUCUCGGUCUGGAAGACGUGAAUGUCGUCAAGGCAUGGUCCAAGGCUCUGUUCGAUACCAAUAGCGAGGGUAUCGAAGACAACAUACUCAGGACUACGAAACCGAAAAUGCUUAUGAAGCUUACUGCAACUUUGAUCUUACAAGCGUGUAAUGCAUGCGCAGACCGUAGAUGGAGCGAAGAUAUGUUGAAGAACGGCGUGUCAUACUUCACAGGACCCCUACUGAAUUGGACACUCGUGGGCGGAAUCAAGGCACUUCUACGCGAUAUAAUGGAGAAAGAUUUCAAUACUCCUAUCCACCUCGAAACGCUGCAAACUCUUGUCGAGUCUUCUUUGUGUCCUAAAGCUGUAAUUAGUUUGACCGGGCAUGGUAUACUGGCACUUGCGACAGAUCCGAGAGCAUCAGUUAUUGAGAGCAAAUCUCCGAAAUUGUCAUUCAAGGCGGCAAACCUUCGAGCAAUAGCUAGCAAGGCCCUAGGAAUAGAUGAUAGUGAAUCGUCCGAUGCGAAGUUGAAAUCGCUCUCAAUUCCUUCAUCACACUGGCUUGAUCAGCCACGCAAAUCUAUCCGCGAAUUCUUCAAUGCCGCUCGGGCAGGGAGGGCACCUGCCUUUGACGUCGGACGAUGCGUUGCUGUGCUUGGUCCGACACGUUUUCUCCGACUGCUCUGGGACGAGCUCGACACCCCUGCUAAACUAGGCGAACUGGAAGUAAGCCGUAGGCUUGCAACUUACGUGCUACUCUGUCCGCCAGCAGCAACAGGAGCCGGUGCAGGACGCACACCGCCGCUGCUACCAAUCUUCCUUGGUAGUGUUCUUCAUGGUCUUUUAACGCGUCUGGACUUGAAAGCACCAGCUGAGCAGACACUUGGCAUCGAAUUGCUCGUGUCCGUCCUCACGUCCUCGCUGACCGGCUUGUUACAUCUGGAAUGGGCCUUACGAGCUGUCGGAGCUGAUACACAAAUUGAGAACCAUGCAUACCAGCCGUCUGUCACGAUCGCACGCAGGUUAGCUGCGGACUUACGAAGAAGUAAAAGCCCUUCCGCAGCUAUUGUGAUACAGAGGCUUUCUUCAUCACCUUCAUUCGUGGCAAACUUCCCUGUGAUGGCAGCAUGA